ACCUGCAGCAGCGGCACCAAACCCUGACAAGAUAACCUCUGAGAUGAAGGAGCUGCAACUAUGGCUGCAGCGCAAACGCUCUGGGACCCCAUUCCGGAAGAGGGUCCAGCAGGGCACCAAUCUCUCUCGCCUCCAGCAUACCUCGAUACCCCAGACCUCUGUCAGCCCCGGCGUGCUGGCAGAGUACAGUGCAGGUCCCAGCUAUGGCCUGCACUCCGAAGAUCAUUCCAGCAACACUAUAGUCGCAACUAUGAAGUGUACAUUGCGGCGGCGCUUGAAGACACAAGUUUGCAGACCGGAGCAGGGAACCCAAGAUGUCCUUCGUAUCAAAUGGUGGUGGACUGGGUCUGUGAUUGGGUAAGAACAAAGACAAGAGACGAAGUCGCAAAUGCAUUCCAGUUGUGCGGAUUGGUGCACAAGGCAGAUUUCAAACUGGAGAAGCUACAUCCACCACUCAAGGCUCUCUUCAACUCCGUUUUGGACAUGAAUGAGUGGAAUGCUCUAUAUAGGGAAGAGUUCACUGACGCUCCAGAACCUCUGAAUGUGGAACUUCUGCAACCCCCAGAGUACUUCAUCCCUUACGAUCCACAAGAAGGAGAGCCUUGUAGUUUGUGGCAGUGUCUUCAUCGGGCUAUUUAUGGUCCUCAUGGUGCCAUCACAUGCGAUGAGUUUAGACACGUUGUCAUAGAUGAGAUGAAGGGGAUGGCUGAUCUGGCAGACAUCACAGGUGUUGAGUAUUUCUCACAAUUGCAGAGUGGUGGCACAGCUGAUGAAGACACGGUGGGCUAUGCAGUCAGUCAGUUGACAUUGGCACUGCUGCCCAUUCGCUUGCACCUUGAUCAGCGACACAUUGAAUUUCUUAUUGCAUUCUUCAGCCCACCACCACCACCUCCACCUCCGUCUGUUGUGGAUGGAUAUGUUGGUGGUAGCUCGAGAGGGGGAGAUGCAGACGGAGGCAGGUGGGGUGGAUGGUCGGAUGGAGGAGGGGGAUGGGGUAUUGUUGAAGAUUUCACAAAGGAAGUCAAGAUUGAGGAGGCUUUGCUUCCAUUUUUUCAGUCGUGUGAUAUCAGGCAAUUGACCAUCCGAGUAGACUACUUGCCCCGAAGGAUCGACUUGGCUGCCCUCCGGAAUGGCAAUUAUGUGGAGCUUCUGAAUCUCAUCUCAUGGAAGGGGCCAUGCUACUGUAUUGUUCCAAUUUUAACGGAUGCCCCUGUAGGACAGCUCAAAAAAAUGGGUUUUUAAGUGCAGUGAGGAAUCAAACAUUGAGAACGGUCCUACUUGAAGGUGUAAAUAGUAAAUACUGAAUAUCUAA
Chara braunii is the source of this 1312-nucleotide messenger RNA. NCBI's taxonomy places the organism in Eukaryota, Viridiplantae, Streptophyta, Charophyceae, Charales, Characeae. The record is from the annotation of a GenBank genome assembly.